AUUUUUUAUCUCAUGUGACCGACCAUUUAGCCUUCAUUGACCUGGCAUUGCUCCUCUCUUUACUAUAAAUUAAAACUACUACCCUUUUGCUUUUAUUACUAACUCAAAAAUUGACUCGAAAAAGAAAUAAUGGCGACAGAACUUGAAAUUACUGAGCUAAGAUUGGGAAUUCCAGGUGAAAAGAAAAGGGUAUUUUCAGAUAUUGACAGUGAUCGAAAUAGUAGCAACGUUAACGACGAUGAUGAUGUCAAGUGUCACAACAAAAAUCGAGUUGUUGGUUGGCCGCCGGUUUGUGCUUAUCGGAGAAAGAAUUAUAGCUCUAAAAUGUACGUGAAAGUUAGCAUGGAUGGUGUACCUUUUCUUAGAAAAGUUGAUUUGGGGACUCAAAACGAUUACUCUGAAUUUGUCAUGAAUCUUGAAAAGCUCUUUGGUUGCUAUGGCAUUUGCGAAGCGUUGAAAGAAGGAGACAGUUCAGAGUACAUUCCAAUAUACGAGGACAAAGAUGGAGACUGGAUGCUUCUCGGCGACGUUCCCUGGGAGAUGUUUACUGAAUCAUGCAAAAGGCUAAGGAUUAUGAAGAGAUCGGAUGCAAAGGUGAUAGGAAUUCGAACAAAAGACUUUCUCAAGGGAAUGUCUAAAGACAAAUGAGGAUUUAAUUUUUAAUCAGUGGAUUAUUAGUAAGAAAUAGAGUGAUUAACCACUGGACGAGUGGCCUCUCAUAUAAUUAAUUACGUUAUUAAUGUUUUGUUCGUAUGUUUUGUUUGAGAAAUACCCUACAUCAAAUGUGGCUGUAAUUUUAGGUGUUGAAUAAGUAUAUGAUUUCCUCUUCUAGUUAUUUUGUUGCUCUAUUAUUGUUGUAUAAGUGUAAUCCAGAUAAUGUGCUUAAAGCUCGCAGCUACUGCAUUUUCUUUUAGGACAUGUAA
This is a messenger RNA of Nicotiana tabacum (common tobacco), 923 nucleotides long. Its product is annotated as auxin-induced protein AUX22-like. Gene Ontology annotation, biological process: regulation of DNA-templated transcription. The record is from RefSeq and is a predicted model, not a curated record. Gene Ontology annotation, cellular component: nucleus. NCBI's taxonomy places the organism in Eukaryota, Viridiplantae, Streptophyta, Magnoliopsida, Solanales, Solanaceae.